Zasmidium cellare ATCC 36951 is the source of this 1707-nucleotide messenger RNA. RefSeq lists its product as uncharacterized. Gene Ontology annotation, biological process: L-leucine catabolic process. Bases 1 to 1707 code for a protein of 568 amino acids. Gene Ontology annotation, molecular function: methylcrotonoyl-CoA carboxylase activity. The record is from RefSeq and is a predicted model, not a curated record. The transcript has 2 exons. Lineage: Eukaryota; Fungi; Ascomycota; Dothideomycetes; Mycosphaerellales; Mycosphaerellaceae. Gene Ontology annotation, cellular component: mitochondrion; methylcrotonoyl-CoA carboxylase complex.
AUGGCCUCUCUCACUCCCUCCCGUGCCUUUGCGCGUGCGCUUCACCACGUCCCGAGACGAAGGAUCCCUCCACCGCAAUGCCUCUACCAACGAAGGACAGCAGCGACGUAUACCAGCCCGAAACAAGCCUCCCAGCUGUCUGUGCUGCAGACGGCAGUAGAUCAGAAUAGCAAUGGCUUUAAAGAGAACGCAAUGGCGAUGAAGGAGUACAUGGACAAGCUCGAUGCUCUACACAAGACGGCGGCCAAGGGAGGGCCUGAGAAGGCCAGGCAAAAACACGUCGAGAGAGGGAAGCUGCUGGUCCGGGAUCGCAUUACGGCUCUCAUAGACCCAGGCACCAGUUUCUUGGAGCUGAGUGCUUUGGCUGGACACGAGGUGUAUCCUGGGGAGGACGUGAACGCCGGUGGGAUUGUGACAGGCAUUGGGACAGUGGAGGGAGUAAUGUGUAUGAUCCUGGCCAACGAUAGCACUGUCAAAGGUGGAUCAUAUUACCCAAUAACAAUCAAGAAGCAUAUCCGUGCCCAGGAAAUCGCCCAACAAAACCGCCUUCCAUGCAUAUAUCUCGUCGACUCUGGUGGAGCCAACCUUCCGAAUCAAGCGAAUGUCUUCCCUGAUCGAGAUCACUUCGGUCGACUGUUCUUCAAUCAGGCCAACAUGAGUGCUGAAGGGAUCCCACAGAUCAGUGUUGUGAUGGGUUCGUGUACUGCAGGCGGUGCUUACGUCCCCAGCAUGAGCGACGAGAACAUUAUUGUACAGGAGCAAGGCACCAUCUUCCUUGCUGGCCCACCUCUUGUAAAGGCUGCUACAGGAGAGGAAGUCAGCGCUGAAGACCUGGGCGGAGGCAAACUGCACUCUGAAGUCUCAGGCGUAACAGAUUACCUCGCCGUUGACGACGCUCACGCACUGGUUCUGGCACGAAGAUGCAUAUCAAACUUGAACUUCCCCACAGCUGCCAACCCCUCCAGGAAACAGGACUGGCAGGAGCCUCUUUACAACGCAGAGGAACUCGGUGGCAUCGUUGGGACGAAUCUUAAGCAAAGCAUCAACAUGCACGAGGUCAUUGCCCGAAUUGUUGAUGGCAGCGAGUUUUCUGAAUUCAAACCCAGCUACGGCACGACUCUUUUGACUGGCUUUGCAACGAUUUACGGGCAUCCAGUGGGCAUCAUCGCCAAUAACGGCAUCCUCUUCAGCGAAAGCAGUCUGAAAGGCGCACACUUCAUUCAACUCUGCUGUCAACGGAACAUUCCCCUAAUCUUCCUCCAGAACAUCUCUGGCUUUAUGGUCGGCCAAGACGCCGAAAAGGGCGGCAUCGCGAAGAACGGAGCCAAGCUUGUCACAGCCGUCGCAUGUGCCAGCGUACCCAAAUUCACCGUUCUCGUAGGCUCCUCUGCAGGCGCAGGCAACUACGGCAUGUGCGGAAGAGCGUACAGCCCCAGAUUCCUCUGGAGUUGGCCGUCUGCCAAGACAAGUGUCAUGGGCGCCGAGCAGCUGUCUAGUGUCAUGGAAGCAGUCGGCAGAAAGGUCGAUCCUGAAUUGAAGGCACGCAUUGAGAGGGAGAGCGAGGUCACGUUUGGCACAGCAAGGCUAUGGGAUGAUGGAGUCAUUCCCCCGUCGCAUACGAGACGGGUGCUCGGCAUGGGGUUGCAAGCUGCUUUGACUGGUAGUGUCGAGCCUAAGGAGACCAAGUUUGGUGUCUUCAGGAUGUAG